This is a messenger RNA of Vigna angularis (adzuki bean), 741 nucleotides long. RefSeq lists its product as uncharacterized. The record is from RefSeq and is a predicted model, not a curated record. The transcript is spliced from 5 exons. Bases 1 to 741 code for a protein of 246 amino acids. Gene Ontology annotation, biological process: recombinational repair. NCBI's taxonomy places the organism in Eukaryota, Viridiplantae, Streptophyta, Magnoliopsida, Fabales, Fabaceae.
AUGCAGUUUGAAAGAAUGGAGCCAUGGGAGGGACUUGAUAUAGACGACAGUUACCUCAAAGCAUUCUUAAAAAAGUGCAACUCAACUGCAACGUUGAUACCAGGACCUGCUGGAAAUGUACAAGCGGCCAUGCUAAACAGGCAAAGAGAUGAACCAAAGUCAACACAGGAAUUUGUUAAUGACAUUGCAAAGGCAACAUUUGAUCGAGAUUUUAAAUCUAAUCCUUGGAUAUGGGCUGAGAAGUUUAUUAAACACCAUGGACUUGUACAAGAUGGCAACAUUAACAACGUCACCCAACUAGAACGCGUUAAGUCAAUGCAUGUGCUUCCAUUUGUAGCAUGCAUUGUUAAAGAGUGCAACCCAAAUGGAUUGGGUGACAUGAAAAUUGUUGUCAAGGAUCAAAAUACCUCAUUGUCUGCUUCGGUUCACAACAAAGUCCUUCUGCAUCCAGAGUUUGGGCCGGAUAUAGGAGUUGGUGCUGUGUUAUUAUUGCAAAGUGUUGGUGCAUUGAGUCCUUUUGGCAGGAUUUACUAUUUGAAUAUAACAGUCCGGAACGUUGUGAAGGUCUUCAAAGCUGACAUAGGUCCUCCAACUGAGGAACUACUUAACGCUUCAUCAAGACCUGUGAUUCGACCCAACCCAUGUGCCCAAAACAACAACAAAAACAAAGAUGUUGGUCCAUCUGAAAAGGCUUGUCCUUCUGGCUCUAAUAAUAAAACAACAACCCCCAUGGAAGAUUGA